Geodia barretti is the source of this 393-nucleotide messenger RNA. The record is from the annotation of a GenBank genome assembly. NCBI's taxonomy places the organism in Eukaryota, Metazoa, Porifera, Demospongiae, Tetractinellida, Geodiidae.
AUGAAUCCCAACGACCGUAGCUACACGCGCGAGCACGAAUGGAUUAUCGUUGAAGACGCCGGCACCCGAAGGGCGCUGGUCGGCAUCACCCACUUCGCCCAGGACCAGCUUGGCGACAUUGUCUACUUCGAGCUGCCCAAGGUCGGCGACACCGUGGCGCAACUGGGCAAGAUGGGUGAGGUGGAAUCGGUCAAGGCCGUUUCCGAUCUUUACUCCCCGGUCAGCGGUGAAGUCAUUGAGAUCAACUCCGCGUUGACCGACCGGCCGGAGUUGACCAACGAAGACCCCUUCGGCGAGGGCUGGCUUGUCCGGGUUACGAUGAGCGACGCGACGGAGCUGGAUUCGCUCCUGUCGGCGGAGGAAUACAACGCCUUUGUAGCCGAGCAGCACUGA